Messenger RNA from Arabis nemorensis, 1764 nucleotides. The record is from the annotation of a GenBank genome assembly. NCBI's taxonomy places the organism in Eukaryota, Viridiplantae, Streptophyta, Magnoliopsida, Brassicales, Brassicaceae.
AUGAAAACGACGUCGUGUCCGCCAUUUUCAUUCUUCAUCCAUGAAGCAAUAGCUUCUUCACUUGAGAUCUCUUCUUCUGGCACUGUCCCGGCGAGCUCUGUCUUUCUCUUCCUCCUAGGGUUUCCGAUUUCUAGAGUAGAUAUGUUGGUUUCGCAGCCAAUUACGCCUGGUCAGGUUUCGUUUCUGCUCGGGGUCAUCCCUCUUAUGAUAGCAUGGCUAUACUCUGAAUUUCUAGAGUAUAGGAGGUCCUCAUUUCACACUAAAGUUCAUUCAGAUAAGAAUUUGGUUGAACUGGAAAUGAUGACGAACAAAGAUGAUGAAGGAACUGUUUUAAUGGAAGGAGGUCUUCCAAGAUCUGCCUCUUCAAAGCUUUAUAGCUCAUCAAUCAAAACAAACUUGAUUAGGUUUCUGACUUUGGAAGACUCUUUCUUGCUUGAAAAUCGAGCAACCUUGAGAGCAAUGGCUGAGUUUGGAGCAAUUCUUUUAUAUUUUUAUAUUUGUGAUCGAACUAGCUUGCUCGGGGAGUCUAAAAAGAACUACAACCGAGACCUUUUCCUCUUUCUCUACUGUCUUCUCAUCAUAGUGUCAGCGAUGACGUCCUUGAAGAAACACACUGACAAGUCACCAAUAACAGGAAAAUCCAUUCUGUAUCUCAAUCGUCACCAGACUGAAGAAUGGAAGGGGUGGAUGCAGGUUCUAUUUCUGAUGUAUCAUUAUUUUGCUGCGGCAGAGAUUUACAAUGCAAUCAGGGUUUUCAUCGCUGCCUAUGUGUGGAUGACUGGAUUUGGGAACUUCUCUUAUUACUAUGUCCGAAAGGAUUUCUCCCUUGCACGUUUCACUCAGAUGAUGUGGCGGCUUAACUUUUUUGUGGCAUUUUGUUGCAUUAUUCUCAACAAUGACUACAUGCUAUACUACAUCUGUCCAAUGCACACUCUAUUCACUCUGAUGGUCUAUGGAGCCCUUGGUAUUUUCAGCCGGUAUAACGAAAUAGCAUCAGUGAUGGCUUUGAAAUUUGCUUCAUGCUUUCUCGUGGUUAUCCUUCUGUGGGAGAUUCCUGGAGUUUUUGAGAUCUUCUGGAGUCCCCUGGCAUUCUUAUUGGGGUACUCAGAUCCAGCUAAACCAGAGCUUACACGUCUACACGAAUGGCAUUUCAGAUCUGGACUUGAUCGCUACAUAUGGAUCGUUGGCAUGAUAUAUGCAUAUUUCCAUCCCACUGUAGAGAGAUGGAUGGAGAAAUUGGAGGAGUGUGAUGCGAAGAGAAGAAUGUCAAUCAAGACGAGCGUCAUAGGAAUUUCUUCAUUGGUUGGUUACCUUUGGUACGAAUACAUCUACAAGCUGGACAAAGUUACAUACAACAAAUACCAUCCCUACACAUCAUGGAUUCCAAUAACUGUCUACAUAUGUCUGCGAAAUUCCACACAACAGCUACGGAGUUUCUCCCUAACACUCUUUGCGUGGCUCGGCAAGAUAACUCUCGAGACCUACAUUUCUCAGUUUCACAUCUGGUUAAGAUCAAGUGUGCCAAAUGGGCAGCCAAAGUUGCUAUUAGCAAUCAUCCAUGAGUACCCAAUGCUCAACUUCAUGCUCACCACAGCCAUCUACGUCUUGGUAUCUGUUCGACUUUUCGAGCUUACCAAUACAUUAAAAUCAGUUUUCAUACCAACAAAGGACGACAAACGGCUACUCCACAACGUCAUUGCUAUGGCUGCUAUCUCAAUUUGUUUAUAUAUUAUCGGUCUUAUUCUUCUCCAGAUCCCACAUUAA